This is a messenger RNA of Melampsora larici-populina 98AG31, 1236 nucleotides long. RefSeq lists its product as uncharacterized. Bases 1 to 1236 code for a protein of 411 amino acids. Lineage: Eukaryota; Fungi; Basidiomycota; Pucciniomycetes; Pucciniales; Melampsoraceae. The transcript is spliced from 7 exons. The record is from RefSeq and is a predicted model, not a curated record.
AUGAUUUGGGUUGAUCAAACGCUGACCUCUCUAUGUUUCUUGCCAGCUAUGCCUUACAAACCAAUUCAGAAUUGGAUCCACAAGGGCAAGAAUCCCGAGGAGGUGUUUGAUCUGGCCUAUUUGAUUGCGGACGGGGACAAGGCCCCAGCCUGUCAUCCAACGCUCAAGCGGCUCUGGCGCCAAGGAACGGAGAGCCGUAGCUUGAUGGAAGAAAGCCAAUCUUUCAUCAUUGGUGUGACUUUCAAAAUUCACACAAAGAAUAUGGUUGAGGUUCCGCUCGGAAUUGCCAAACAACCGGCUCCUUCCAAAUUAACCACUGGGAAAAAGAAACCACCGCCUCCUCCUAAGUUCGCCAUCAUUGAUUCAUCAGACUUCAAGGACCGACAGGUGUUGGAUUUCAAAAUUUUUAUGUAUGGCAAGUCACUGAACAAGUUGAAGGACUUGGUUGGCGACAUGUGCGACCGUUACUUCACCGGGAUCAAGAAAGUUGUGCUUCAUAGCGAGUUGACUCUGUUGUUGAACUGGAAUGCAAGCAUUGGUUCAAAGAAAACAAAAUUAAUUGAUUUCAAAAUUUAUCAGGAGUUGGUCAACAAUUUGGGAAAGAGUUGUUCCUCCAAAGGCAUCAUCCAUAUCAUGCUGGAGAAACCGCAAGUGAAGGAAAAUAAGAACACCCAGGCUAGCGGCGCGGUGGCUUUCAUUCAAGGCACCGCUGGGCCCAACACAAUUGAAGCGGAACUCACAGCUUCCAAGGAGGAAACCGUGGCGGCUAAAGAAGAGACUGUGGCCGUCAAAGCGGCUAAGGAACUUGAACUUGAUGCAGUGUCCAUUUACCAGGAUCACCUCAAGCGAGCCCUCAGAGCAGUGUGUGAUGGCUUAACAACCCGCGGAAUAUCUCCUAACACGGUCAAAUACAAGCGUGAGAUGUUCAAAAAUGCCCUUGUUCAUAAGGAUAUGAACGUCAAAGACCAUGUCAAGAAAUGCUACCCUGUGGCCACCCCAAGAGCCAAACAAACUACCUUGAAGCAAAGGAAUUUCUUUGCCAACACUCCUCCCGUUGAAAUGAAGAUCAAGGUUGAACCAAUCAGUCCUUCCGGUUCCAAACACGAUUUGAAGAUUAACUCCUCCUCCAGCGAGGUAGCUUCCCACAAGAAAGUCAAGAAGGAACCUUCUAAUUGCCUCAUUGAGGCGGCAGCCGAGGCGGAUUUUCAAAAUCAACCUUCCACUUCCGCCAAUUGA